This is a messenger RNA of Marmota flaviventris (yellow-bellied marmot), 1697 nucleotides long. It is a transcript of the gene Plin2, whose product is annotated as perilipin 2. Gene Ontology annotation, biological process: lipid storage; positive regulation of triglyceride storage. Gene Ontology annotation, cellular component: lipid droplet; cytosol. NCBI's taxonomy places the organism in Eukaryota, Metazoa, Chordata, Mammalia, Rodentia, Sciuridae. The record is from RefSeq and is a predicted model, not a curated record.
GGGAGCCGCGCUGUGUGAGCGUGUCGGGGUUGCUCUACGGCCUGCGUGAGACUCGUCCGCCUCUUCCCCUCUUCGCUGCGGUCUGUCGGUUUGUUUUUUUCCUCCUCCAGGAAGAAAAUGGCAUCUGUUGCAGUUGAUCCUCAACCGAGUGUGGUGACUAGGGUGGCCAACCUGCCCUUGGUGAGCUCCACGUAUGACCUGGUGUCCUCGGCUUAUGUCAGUACAAAGGAUCAGUAUCCCUACUUGAAGUCUGUGUGUGAGAUGGCAGAGAAGGGUGUGAAGACCAUGACCUCUGUAGCGGUGACAAGUGCUCUUCCUAUCAUCCAGAAGCUAGAGCCACAAAUUGCAGUUGCUAAUACCUAUGCCUGCAAGGGGCUGGACAGGAUUGAGGAGAAAUUGCCUAUUCUGAAUCAGCCAACAUCACAGGUUGUUGCCAGUGCCAAAGGGGCUGUGACUGGGGCGAGAGAUGCUGUGACGACUACUAUGACUGGGGCCAAGGAUUCUGUAGCCAGCACGAUCACAGGGGUGAUGGACAAGACCAAAGGAGCAGUGACUGGCGGGGUGGAGAAGACCAAGUCUGUGGUCAAUGGCGGCAUUAACACAAUUUUGGAAAGUCGGAUGGUGCAGUUUGUGAGCAGUGGAGUAGAAAAUGCAAUCAGCAAAUCCGAGAUGCUGGUAGAUCAGUACCUUCCUCUCACUGAAGAAGAAAUAGAAAAAGAAGCAAAAAAAGUUGAAGGAUUUGAUGAAGUUCAGAAACCAAGUUAUUAUGUGAGACUGGGGUCUCUGUCUACCAAGCUCCGCGCUCGGGCCUACCAGCAGGCACUCAACAGGGUUAAAGAAGCUAAGCAAAUGAGCCAAGAGACUAUUUCUCAGCUUCAUUCUACUGUUCACCUGAUUGAAUUUGCCAGAAAGAAUGUGCAUAGUGUCAACCAGAAAAUUCAGGGUGCUCAGGAUAAACUCUAUCUCUCAUGGGUGGACUGGAAGAGGAGCAUCGGCCAUGAUGAUACAGAUGAAUCCCACUGUGCUGAGCACAUCGAGUCACAUACUCUUGCUGUUGCCCGAAACCUGACUCAGCAGCUCCAGACCACAUGCCACACCCUCCUGUCCAGCAUUCAAGGGUUACCACAGAACAUCCAAGAUCAGGCCAAGCACUUGGGGGUGAUGGCAGGCGACAUCUACUCAGUAUUCCGCAAUGCUGCCUCCUUUAAAGAAGUGUCUGAUGGCUUCCUCACUUCUAGCAAGGGGCAGCUACAGAAAAUGAAGGAAUCUUUAGAUGAUGUGAUGGAUUAUCUUGUUAACAACACCCCCCUCAACUGGCUGGUGAUUGAUUUCACUAUCAUAGACUUGACAUCAGAGACUGAUGAAAUUCCAGAUAUUAUAGCUUUGGAAGAGGAGGAUGGAGCAAAUCAUUCACACGCUAAUGGUCCUGAACUCUCAGGGAAUAAUUAACCAAAAAAUAAAAAUUCCUUUUGGCUGGAUAUGCAAUUUGUAUCACAGUAAAAUACAUCUUUGCUCGUGUGUUUAUUCCUGUGGUUUUUGAAGGAUGUUAAUGUAGUUUUUGGUUGCUUGAUCUUAAUUGCAAGAAAACUUUGACCUAAACUUUUGAGAUCUUGUUAUGUGUCAUAUAUCAUUUUAUAUAACUCUUCAAAGUUUAAUUUCUGAAAUGCCUAUAAUAAAAAUUGAGCUGUGUAAGCUUG